AUGGCAACCAUAAACCACACAUCUCCGGUGCUCGAUACGUCUGGGAAGGCACUUAAAUCCGGCAUAGAUUACUACAUCAAACCCGCCAGUACUUACAAAGGUGGUGCUUUAACUCUAAUAAACCGGGAGCCAUAUUUAUGUCCACUCUACGUUGGCCAAGGAAAUGUCUCGGGCUGGCCUUUUCAGUUCAAGCCAUUUUUCGACGGAGAAACAGUGGUGAGGGAGAGUAGGGAUCAAAUGAUUAUAUCCCGUGUCUCUACACAUUGCAGGUGGUUAAAUUCAUGGUCGAUUGAAAAAGCUAACCCAGAGGACCAAGGGAAAUUAAUUGCUAUGCAAGAACCUGCAAGAGGAAAACUGCCAAAUGGUAAAUACUUUAGGAUUACUAGAUCACAGCCGGAGGUGGAUGGUAAAAGCUACAUUCUGAGAUGGUGUCCCACCGAUAUGUGUCCUAAUUGUACAUUCGCUGAUUGUGGAAAUAUUGGUUCUUUAGAUUCGAAUGGAGGGAAGAGGUUCUUGGCUUUGAAUGGUUCUGCGCUUCCGGUUGUGUUUGAGAGGGCUUAA
Molecule: messenger RNA, 561 nt
Organism: Rosa chinensis
Lineage: Eukaryota; Viridiplantae; Streptophyta; Magnoliopsida; Rosales; Rosaceae
Product: kunitz type trypsin inhibitor 104-like
Exons: 1
Coding region: 1-561 (186 amino acids)
Molecular function (GO): endopeptidase inhibitor activity
Source: RefSeq, a predicted model, not a curated record